Arachis stenosperma is the source of this 1156-nucleotide messenger RNA. RefSeq lists its product as uncharacterized. Bases 103 to 717 code for a protein of 204 amino acids. The transcript has a single exon. NCBI's taxonomy places the organism in Eukaryota, Viridiplantae, Streptophyta, Magnoliopsida, Fabales, Fabaceae. The record is from RefSeq and is a predicted model, not a curated record.
GGCUAUUAUAUAAUUAAAAUGUGGAAAUAGACCUAAACUCUAUAUACAAAUAAAACCUUCAAAUUAAGAAGAAGAAGAAGAAGAAGAAGAAGCUCAUCAACAAUGGCAGCUAAUAGUUUUCAGCAACAGAAGCAGAGCCAUGGCAACAAGGUUGUUCCAAAACAACAAUGUUCAUCUAGAAGAACACCUUCAUUCUCCUCAUCAUCUUCAUCCUCCGUUGAAUCUUCAUCAUUCUACUACUUCCAUGACGACCACAACAAGAUUCUCCUCAGCCCUGCUUCUCCUCUUAGAUUCUCCGGCGGCGUUCCGUUCUCCUGGGAGCAUCUUCCCGGCAUCCCGAAGAAGCAGAGUUCAAAGAGAAUCCCCUCAUCACCUUCUUCAAUGAAGCUCCUUCCAUUGAUGCCACCGCCAACCAAGCACGGUAGCCAUGAUCAAGAAGCUUCUAGAAUUCGAAAGAAGAACUCCAGCUUCCAGAAAGAUCCAUUCUUAGCAGCACUUGUAGAGUGUUCCAAAGAAGAUCAAGAUGAAGAAACAAGAACAAGAAACAGGAAUCUGUGGAGUGGACCAAAGGUUUCAAGGAGUAUCAGUGAUCGUUUCGGAUUCACAGACAUUUAUGGUUCUUGUAAGAGAACUUGUGCUGUUUCUGAAUCCAUUGUUUACCUUCCAAGCUCUUCAUCUUCUUCGUCUUCUUCUUCAAGCCGCCGCAGAACUCUCUGAUUCUGCAUUCCCUUCUUAAUAAUUGUAAGAAAAAAUUAAACUUUGUUUCAUCUUUGUUACUACUAAUUAAUUAGUUUCUUAUUACAAUGUGGUAUGUCUUUGGAAAACUAAGUUAUUGUAAUAAUUUGUUAAUACAAAAUUAUAAGUAUAGGAACCAGUGUUUGCUUGGCAUCUUCUCUUCACAGAUCUACACAGAUUUCAUUAUGCUCAAUUUUUUAAUUAUUUCCAGUAAUUUUGUCAAAUAUUUUAAGUAUUUUUAAUUUAGGGAGAUUAAAGUUUAUACAUAGAGUGAUGGUUGUAUUUGAUGUGAUGAUAUAGUGAGUGAAAUUUACAUGAUCCCAUGUGGGAGAGAGGAAGAAGAAAAAGAAAUGCAGAGGACCACAGAAGUCAUAUAAUUGAUUUUGACUUUUCUAGUUUCAAUGAAUAAUAAUAUUAAGAA